GAAUACCAGAAUUGUAACCAUGCCUGAACCAGCAGUGAAAGCAGCGAAGAAGGGAUCCAAGAAGGCGGUGACAAAGACCGCCGGCAAGAAGGACAAGAAGAGGAGAAAGACCAGGAAGGAGAGCUACGCCAUCUACGUCUACAAGGUGAUGAAGCGAUCGAUAAUAACCGAUACCCUAUCCUCAACCAUGGGGCUUUUUUGGGGGCGUGGGCGCGGGGGGGGGGCGGCCCGUCUGGCUCACUACAACAAGCGCUCCACCAUCACUUCUCGGGAGAUCCAGACCGCCGUGAGGCUGCUGCUCCCCGGGGAGCUGGCCAAGCACGCCGUGUCCGAGGGCACCAAGGCCGUCACCAAGUACACCAGCUCCAAGUAAACCGACCCGCUGCCUUAAUCCCAUCAAACCAACGGCUCUUUUAAGAGCCACACACUUCUUCUUUAAGAGCAAAGCUCCUUUUAAGCAUUUUUACAAGUUAAUUUACCGUUCAGUUUCACUGUAAAGGAAAGCUGCAAUGAGUGGCGCUUGUAUUGUGACGGAAAAACUAAACAUGUUGUAUACCUAUGACAAUAUACUAUUGUGGCUGAAAUAUAAGUGAACCGUGCGGUUCCGGCAUUUGAAGCCCAUGUUUCUUUAUUUUAUAGUCAAACCUUAGUACCGACCAUAUAAUAAAACGUCAGUUCCAGUCCAGUAACCUUGUUGUCCUCAGUUCAAAUGUGAUCUAUUUUCAAAACGUUUAAAUAUCAGAAAUUUGGGUUUUCUUUCAAAAAAAUUGUCAAAUAACGAGGAUUGUUUCCCUACGACGCUCUUCACAUGUAAAAUAAAUGAUCAGUUCACUACU
Perca fluviatilis (European perch) is the source of this 836-nucleotide messenger RNA. Its product is annotated as histone H2B 1/2-like. Lineage: Eukaryota; Metazoa; Chordata; Actinopteri; Perciformes; Percidae. The transcript has a single exon. The coding region runs from base 20 to 373 and encodes 117 amino acids. Gene Ontology annotation, cellular component: nucleosome. Gene Ontology annotation, molecular function: protein heterodimerization activity; structural constituent of chromatin; DNA binding. The record is from RefSeq and is a predicted model, not a curated record.